This is a messenger RNA of Acaulospora colombiana, 174 nucleotides long. The record is from the annotation of a GenBank genome assembly. NCBI's taxonomy places the organism in Eukaryota, Fungi, Glomeromycota, Glomeromycetes, Diversisporales, Acaulosporaceae.
CAAAUGUAAAUUACGAGUAUGGAGAAAUUACAUCGAAAAAACAUGUUAAAAGGAAUCGUGCAGACGGCGUAGGAUUCAUGGCAGAUGCUGACAAGUAUCAGCGCGUCUAUAUGGAAGGUUCGAGGCCGGUAGCAAGGGAUGAUAAGGAAAUUAACGAUCUAGAAAAAAUAACAA